Molecule: messenger RNA, 894 nt
Organism: Aspergillus bombycis
Lineage: Eukaryota; Fungi; Ascomycota; Eurotiomycetes; Eurotiales; Aspergillaceae
Product: putative endo-1,4-beta-glucanase
Exons: 2
Coding region: 1-894 (297 amino acids)
Source: RefSeq, a predicted model, not a curated record
AUGCGUCACGUUCAGUCUGCUUCUCUUCUGACGGCCCUCCUCUCGGCCACCAAGGUUGCUGCCCACGGCCAUGUCACCAACAUCGUGGUCAACGGCGUCUACUACGAGGGAUUCGAUAUCAACUCCUUCCCUUACAUGGGUGAAAGCGCGCCCACCGUAGCCGCCUGGACCACUCCCAACACUGGCAACGGCCCUCUCGCCCCUGAUGACUACACUUCGCCCGACAUCAUCUGCCACCAGAACGCUACCGCUGGCAAUGGUUACGUCGAGGUCAACGCCGGAGACCGCAUCAGCCUUCAAUGGACUCCAUGGCCUGAAUCCCACCACGGCCCUGUCAUUGACUACCUCGCCCGCUGUGAGCCCAACUGCGCCUCGGUUGACAAGACCUCUCUCGAGUUCUUCAAGAUCGAUGGUGUCGGUAUUGUGGAUGGCUCCAGUGUCCCCGGUGUCUGGGGCGACGACCAGUUGAUCAAGAACAACAACAGCUGGCUCGUCGAGAUCCCCAAGUCGAUCGCUCCGGGCUACUAUGUCCUCCGCCACGAGCUGAUUGCCCUCCACUCCGCCGGCACGGAGGGUGGUGCUCAGAACUACCCCUCUUGCUUCAACCUUAAGGUCAACGGUGAUGGUGCCGACAAGCCCGCCGGUGUCCUACCCAGUUCCUGGCCCAGCCUCUACACCGGCGCCGCUACUGGUGUGACCCAAGCCACCUCUGCCGUUACCUCGACCGGCACCGCCCUCACCGUUGGCGCCGCUGCUACCACUCCUGCCUCGGGCUCUGGUGCCUCCUCCUCGGGCGCCGCCUCCUCUUCCGCUGCCCCUACUCGCUCUCCCUCUUCCUCGGCUGUUCCAUCUUCUUCGGCUGCUCCCACCUCUUCUGCUGCUGCCUCCCGCUAA